AUACUCAUGUGAAAGAUGGGUGUGUGAUCUACACAUAUAUAGGUUUGUACGGAUCACAUAUGUAAGAUGUCUAAUACAAAAUUUGAUAAAUUAUUUAAGAUAUGUAAUAUUUUUUAUCAAUUUAUGUAUUAAAAAGUCUAUGAAACAUGAAAAUCAAACUCAGAAAAUCCUUAAAAUGUUAAAUUUAUGAUAUAAAAUUAAGGUCGUAUGUGUGAGACAUAUUAUUAAUGAAUUUGUACUUUUAAUUUUUAACUUCUAAAUCAUUUUUAAUUUUUUAUGUUUGAAUUCAAAAACUGCUCUUAUUUAUAAUAUUUUUUUCAUCUUAAUACCAAUAUAUAUACUCACAUUUCAAGAAUUUAAUGGAGCCAACAAGAGCCCUUCCCCUUUCUCUCUCUCCCCCUCCCUCUCUCUCUCUCUCUCUCUCACACACACACACACAUUCAUGGCUGCUCGAAAACUCUAUGGUGCCAUUGAUUCUACCUCCACAAUGAGAGCACUGGUUUCGCUUUUCGAUCAUGAGCUCGAGUUCGAGUUCGUACCAGUGGAUCUCAAGGCCGGAGACCUCAAAAAAGAGCCUUUUCUCUCUCUCAGCCCAUUUGGUCAGGAUCCGAUUUUUGAAGAUGGAGAUAUGAUACUAUUUGAGUCAAGGGCGAUCAUGAGGUGCAUAUCACACUUGUACCCAAAGCCAGGGAAAGAACAAGUCCACAUGGAGCCAAAGAUGCGAGGAAUAGCAGCGGCUUGGAUUGAUGUGGAGGAUCAUCAGUUCCACCCACCGGCUUCCAAGCUGAUCUCCGAGCUGGUCUGCAAGGCGAAGAAUGGCCAGCCAGCAAACGAAGCUGUGGUGGCCGAAGAGGAAGCCAAGCUGGCUAGAGUUUUGGAUGUGUACGAAGAGAGGCUUAUCGAUUCCAAGUUCUUGGGAGGUGACAAAUUUACUUCGGCUGAUCUGACUCACCUUCCUUAUUUGUACCACCUAAUGCGGACCCCAGUGAAGCGGUUUUUUGAGGAGAGGAGGCGCGUGAGUGACUGGUGUGCCGGAAUGUUGGCGCGGCCAGCUUGGACAAAGGUGGCGGAGAUGGUUGAGGAAGCUGGUCGGAAAGUUUAAAAAUAUUUUAAUCUGGAAUUGCAGGAUUUGCUUCCUAUUUUCUAUUGAAUGAAAAAAUAAUUUUAAGAA
Messenger RNA from Camellia sinensis, 1171 nucleotides. The record is from RefSeq and is a predicted model, not a curated record. Lineage: Eukaryota; Viridiplantae; Streptophyta; Magnoliopsida; Ericales; Theaceae.